UCAGCAACACAGAAUUGUUCGGCGAAGGAUCAAAGUAUUUUGUGAAAAAUCUUUCUAACUAAUUACAAUAAUUAGAUUGCAAUAGCAUUAAUCUACUAGCUCCGGACAUCCGUGGCUUCUUGAAACUGCUAUUCUGUUUUUUUAUUUCAUAAUAACUAGAUUUCCGAUGUUAAAACCUCACAAGGAAAGUACAAGUGAAUAAAAGUAACGUGCAAAACCAGAUGCAGUAUUCUCCCAGCCAUCAUACAAAAAUAUCGAUAAAUGGCUAAGUUAAAUUUCAAAGAUAACUAGGAGGUUUAAUUAAAAGGAUAUACAGUCUGCAACCGUGCAACCAAACCCAACCAGGCACCAGAAAAUAUUAUUUCCGCAGUAAUUGGCAUUCAAAGACUGACUAGCCCUGGAUCAUUUAUGCUCCCUGCUGCAAUUUUUUGCUAUACUAUUAUUAUAAACUAUUUAAAUGAUAUAUUCUCAAGGAAGAUAGAUUUUUUUUCCAUGAAAGAGAGAUUAAAACUACACAGAUCAACACAUAUUUUAUCCACGAGCUCAAACUGGAAAAAAAAUUAAGAAUACUAGUAUAAUUGCUGUUUAACCAUUCCAUUAAUCAUUUCUGGUGCCUCUAGCAUAGAUAGAAAUGCCCCACAACCACAAGCAAUUACUCUGCGACUUUUUGGUGCACUUCCGCUUUUGUCGAACAGUGUUAUUAAUUUCCACAUUUACUUGUGUUAAUAUUUCAGUUUAACAAAUAGCGAUUGGUUCGGUUUGAUUGCAUUCUGCGUGACCAUAUGUAAGCGUAGAAACAGUGUACUCUCGUUGUUUUGGUUAGAUUUUCACAGCGACACGCAGUGGCUAUAUCGCCUACAAUCUGUGUAGUGCAUACAAAAAUCGAGUUUGUUAAUUUGUUUGGAAAGUGAGAUUCUUAACAUUACAUUAUAACACGUAUUUGGCACAUUAGUUUUAUACUUUACGCUCCGUUUUAUUAGUAUCUGCACUAUGCAGCGACAGCGAUAAAUCCUCCACUGUUAGUUCUUCGUUAUUUUGAUUUGUUAAGAUAGCGAGCGUUUCUGCAAGAUGAAGAACAGAACAGUUUGAUUUUAUCGACCUAAAAGUAUAUAAUAUUCUUUACGCGUGUCAUCUUUGAUUGAAAGUGUAUUCUCUGUUCGAUUGGGCAUUUGUCCAGUUGUAGUAGGUAAAACUUCGUGGGUCUGAUUUUCAGGCGAUUCCAAAUAUUUACCACCUGCAUUUAUAGUUUCUUCAAUUCUAUCGCGUACGGGGCUAUUUCGUCCUAGUGGAUUAUUGUAUGCAGUUGUAUUCAUCCAAGCUAGAUAUACAGCUGGUGCAGUCUUUGGUCUUUUAUCACGCAAGCUAAACCUUGACUUCUGCAAUGUUGUUAUCUUAGGUAGUUUUACAUCAACAAUAUACCUUGUAUACCUUUCGCCGUACUCCAGUGCAUGGACGGUGACUUUCAAAAAGCUUGUGACUUUCUUCGAUCAUCAGUCGGUGAAAAUUGAUUCGGUUGAUUAAAAAUUGUUUAUUGAUUUGUAUAGUUCUCACUAUCCAGUUAAUUCCGCGUAAAAGACCAUCGUAUUCGUUACUCGAAACAUCCCAAUUACCACAAGGUUCUACCAUGCAAGGAUUUCGAUAUUUAUUAGCUAGGAAUUCUACAUCCAAAUAUUCACAAAUAUCUACACAGUCUGUGGAACCGGGUAAAUCCUGUUUGUUUGCAAUUAUUAGAAAAGGUUUACCAAUUAGGAAAUCAUGUGCCAUUAAAUUGUUGAAUACUUUGUACGAUUGGCAGAUGUUAUUGAUGUUGGAUGAGUCAACUACAAAAAUUAUUCCGUGCACCUGAAAUACAAAAGAUUCAACAUGUUUAAUCAAUCGAUUUGAUAAUUAUACUGUUAGUACUAACAUCCAGGAAAUAAUAUUUCCAAAUAUCUACAAAUUCUGGCGCACCGCCGAUCUCCUUUAUCUGCACGCUACUGUGUUCUGAAAACAAACAACUAUUAACAUCAAACUGCUAAUACUACAAUCUGACAAAAUCAAUUGAAUUAUUGCGUCUGUAACUCCCAACACUGUCCUGUUAAGUAACAGUGGUGGUGGAUAAUAAAAAAAUCUUACCUAUACUGGUGUUAAAUAUUCUGCAUCCUUUUGUUUGAAGAUAAUCAUUUCUAACGAGAUGGCAUAUUUUGUGUGCGAUUUCUGUUUUACCAGUAUAUUGUAAACCCACAAUAAGCAAUAGUAGAACGUCUCUAUGGAUGAAAAAAAAUUAUCUCUUUCGUUGAAAAAUAUGAAGUUCAUACUCUUCUGACUGUUUACGUGAUAAACAACCCUUGCAGAAGUUUCCCAUGUUAUUCACCAGAAACUAGGCUUUUCACAACCUGAGAUUCACAACCACCCUGGCUGCAUAGUUGGCGAUUGGCACUCGAAAAACACUACAGAUAAUUUUUCGCAAGUUUUACAAACAAAUUUAUUUAUCUUGUGCUAUUUGAUUUGUUUGAAAAAUUUAUAUGCACCGUUGUCAACGUGUUGCCAUGGAAAUUGGUGUGGAUCACUAUCAUUGCGUAGAAGCAACCGUCAGCAGAAUCAAGAAUGAAAAUACAAACAUAUUCAGAGUAGCCGAGAGACUCGCCGUUGCUGCCAAAAGUGAAGUUAAAACAAUAAGUUUUCAAUAAGAAACUGGUUUUUUGUUUGCGUGUGGAAGAAAUGACAAUGUUGUUAAUACCCCAGUAUAUGAGCCGUUGCGGAACAGAGUGGUCUAAAGACCAUUUUUUUUCAAAAAUGAGUUUUUUACAUAAACUGUAUCUACUCAAGAAGCUGAAGUUAUGAUACUAGAAAAAUUUCGAAAAAUCGAACUUCAAAGCUGAUUUAUACCAUGUUGAUAUUUCGUCCGAAACAGAAUUGCCAUUCACUUGCCCUGUAGCAUGUUACACGUAAUGUAACACGAAAAAUGUAACACGUCAAAUAUCAUGUAAUAUGUAACAUGUUGUGUUACAUGUAAUGUUACACGUCACAUGUUACAUGUGACAUGCCAUGUACAUCAUAUGUACAUGAGACACUAACCAUUUUAUACAAGUUAACGUUAUUUUUAUUUAUGUUCAUGUACAUAGACCACUCUGUUCCGAAACGAUGUGAGGAUUCCAGUAAAAUAUAUAUGAAGUCAGAGUGGUCUAUGUACAUUGGUAUGGUAAAAUCAGGCUUCUGAAUACUCCUCUUCGUUGGAAUGUGUAGAUGUAAAAUAUUGCUCUUGAUACCAGUAGGCAGUAAACACGUGUUGCAUAUGCAUGCAACUCAUAGUUUUGCUUAAUUUGAUACAGUUCUUCAGAAAAACUAAUCAAAGGUAGCUAUUUUCACAACCACGAACUUUUAUAAACGCAAUGCAAAAAAGAGCACGAUAACUUACACAUCUCCGAUUGAGUGAGCACAGAUUUUAGCUGCUCAGUUCUCGACGGAGUAAAAAUUUGAAAUCUAAUUGUGAUUCCGAACGAAUCCUUUACAGAAUGAAUUGCUCUCGGGUGUUGUAGGAUCUCAUUUGCUUUGCCUAAAUAAUGCAGUUGGCAUAGCUUGGCUACUAGUAAAGAUUGAUAUUAUAGCGUUUCGCGUUGACGGUGUUAAAAGAGAUUUUAUAGGCUGUUCGCAUCUAUGCGAACUUACAUAUGUAGUUAUCAAAAUGUACGUGAUAAGCAAAAAUAUUUCUUUCUUUCUUGUUCGCUUGGCAAAACUAAACAUAUAUGUAUCAGAAACGUCGUCAACGCGAAAUUACAAAACCAGAUUACAUUGCAUCAUGGUUAGCACAGUAGCUGGCAGAGCAAAAAAUGACACUACACACUAGUGAGCAGAGCCUAUCGAGCCGAUCAGCACAAAUUCUUAUCAGAUGUUACUCUGAUCGAUUCUUCCUACCUCCGUUCAGAAAGAGCAUAUAUAUAAUAGCGAACCAAGUAUUAAUACUGCGAAACAGCACAGUAGGACAUUGAGCACCAAACAGUUUUUCCCAACGAACGAUUGCGAUAAUUUCAUCAGCUAACUUGAUCGCUGAUAAAAAACUUGAUCGCUGAUGAUAAAAGAGUUGGUGUAUUCGAAAGCCUGGGUAAAAUCACUUAUUUCGCCAAAAAAAAAUGGUAAUUUCAUGUAUUCACCACUUCAUAACCUUUAUAUUAUAACAUUCUGUUUGAAAGAAUCCGUUAAACUGAAUUUUAUUUAGAGUUUUUUCGAAAAUUGCCUCUCCUGACAAAUUUGCUCGAUGACACAUAGACCACUCUGUUCCGCAGCGACUCAUAUUACUAUGCCGUCUGCUUUACUGACGACAUCAUCUUGUUCUUUUUAACAGUACACACUCGAUCUCAGUCACUGGAAACGAUGUAAAAUAAUGUCGGAGCAAAAUCAUGGCCAAUUUCUCAUGCUUGUUGUAGAAGAUUAUGCAAGUGGCUUGAAGGGUAAAUGUAUGCUGGAACCUCCUUGGAUUUCGUUGCAUAUUCAGGAAGGUAACACGGUAUCAUUGUAUGGAGUUUACGAUUCCAACUACAAUUCGUAUAGGAUCAAUAGCCAGGAUGGAAUGUUUGUAACAGACCCGGAUCAUCUGGUUUCCGGUACGUCUGUUGUAGGAGCGUUGUAUUGUCAGCGACGCGGUGUAUUACAAGAACGUUUUCGUGGUAUAGAAGCAGAUAAUACAAUUAUGACAGUUGGAACAAUUGUUCACGCGCUUCUACAAAAAGCACUAAGGAAUAACUUGUCUACACUCAAUGACGUAACUAAAAUGGGACAGGAGUACAUCAAUUCAAAAGAAAUGGUCACUACGCUAUACGCAUGUAAGAUGAGCAGAGCUGAAGCUGCAAAUGAAAUCGAAAUAUUUUAUCCUAAGAUUUACGAGUUUAUCAAAAAUCAUAUCAGUUAUCAGCGAUCAAGUACAAAAUCAGAUUUACAAAUCUAUGCUAUAAAAGACAUUGAAGAAAACAUCUGGUGCCAUCAAUUGGGAUUGAAAGGAAAAAUUGACGUCACUGUCGAGGCUAGUUGUGGUCCGAACGAAAAGCAUCAGAUAAUGCCACUAGAAUUAAAAACAGGCCGAGCUAGUUUUUCCGCAGAGCAUAAAGGUCAGAUUGUUUUGUAUGAGAUGAUGAUGAAUCUUGUAGGGCAUAAGGUAGAGAAGGGUAUUCUACUAUAUCUUCGCGAAGGAAAAUGUGCACCUCUUUCAAGUAACCGAAAUAUUAGACGUGAUCUUAUCAUGUUACGCAAUGAAGUGGCACAUUACUUAUCUCGUAGUUUCACCAAUACGGAAAGUGAAAGUUUUGAUCUUCUCAAGGAUACUAUGCAACUACCGGAGCCACUUAAUAACCAGCACGUUUGUACGCGCUGUCCGUACAAUGUAAUAUGCACCAGCUUUUUGAAACACGAAAAAAAGGAGUUGCCCAAGAAUCACAGCAUUAGUCUAAUUGCUGACGAGUCAUUAAGACACCUGAGCAAUGAUCACAUUGAUUAUUUCAUUCGAUGGACUGGUCUAAUCUUUUUGGAGCAUGAAGAAGCAAAAAGAAGUUUCCACAUAGACCAUCUCUGGACCAAAAGCCCCGAAAUUCGUCAAAAGAUGGGUCGUGCUGUCCACAAUUUGAAAUUAGUGGGUCGUGUUUUCAGAACAGGUGACGAAUGCUUUCAUACUUUCGCUUUAAACUCUAAUCAAAUCGAUUCGAUGGGCGGCUCUCAACUUCCGAUCUUCGAUUAUUUAUCUCAAUGCUUCGAGAUCAAUGAUUAUCUUAUCUGUAGCACAUCCACAAGGAUAGCAAUCGCAGCGGGACGAGUCGUUGGUGUUGGAAAACGGGAAAUUACAAUGUCCUUAGAACGAGAUCUUAGCCAAAACUAUUCAGAUGAGUUAUUUCAUCUCGAUAAGUACGAGUCGCAAACAAACAUUACGUUUAAUUUAACCAAUAUAGGUGUAUUACUGGAUAACACAGAAAGAUCGUCUAGCCUUAGAAAAAUUAUAAUCGAUCGAGAGAGGCCUUCCUUUACGCGAACCGUACCAGCUACAGUUGCUGAGGCAGCAAAAAAAGUUUUACGCGAUCUCAACAAACAUCAGAAAAUCGCAGUGUUGACGGCAAUCGGAACUAAAAGCUACUGUCUCUUCAAAGGUCUCCCAGGUACCGGGAAAACUAAAACUGUCGUUGCUCUCAUUCGCCUGCUUAUAGCUUUGAAUAAAAGCGUACUAAUCACCAGCAAUACACAUUCCGCUGUUGAUAAUGUGUUGAAACGACUAUUGCCGCACAAACUCAAAUUUAUGAGGCUUGGAGCAACGUCAAGAAUUGAUCCGUGCAUAAAAGAAUUUUCAGAGCCAGCGUUGACAGAGCAGUGUUCUACUCCAGAAGAACUCGCUGCUGUUUAUAACUCAUUUAAAAUAGUUGCUGUAACGUGCUUGGGUGCAGCUCAUUCGUUACUAGUGCGAAGAACCUUCGAUUUCUGUAUUAUUGAUGAAGCGACGCAAGUAUUUCAAAGUGCAGUUAUAAGACCGCUGUUAUCAUCCGACAAAUUCGUAUUGAUUGGAGAUCCCGAUCAAUUGCCACCGGUGGUAAAAUCUCGUAAAGCCAAGGAUCUUGGGGCCGACGAGAGCCUUUUCUUACGGUUGGACAAUGAACAAUCGUGCUGCGUGCUUCCAACCCAGUAUCGCAUGAAUAAAACUAUUACCAAACUGGCUAAUGAUUUUUCAUACAAGGGAAAGCUGUUGUGUGCAAAUGAAACAGUAGCAAACGCCACAAUAAAGUUACCUGAAAUUCAAAUAAUGCAUCAAAAACACAAAUUGGAAAAAUGGCUUCUACGAGCAACCGCAUCCCAGUUGGAGUUAUCGGUCGUUUCGAUAAACACGUUAAAUACGUAUAACAGCAGCGUGGCCUAUGAUGCAGGCCGGAAGCGAGAAUAUUCUUACUCGACGCAAAACACAGAAGGUGAAACAACUCAACCGAAGACAAUCUAUGAAAACUAUUGUGAAGCUGCAAUUAUUUUCUAUAUCAUUAUGAUAUUACUCGAGUGUGGGAUCGAGAGCAGUUCUAUUGGCAUUAUUGCUCCAUUCAGAGCUCAGGUUGAACUUUUGAAAUUUUAUCUGCAAUUAAUGGAGAAGCUGUACGCCAACCAAAAGGCUGCACCAGGUGUUAAAUACAGCUUAGACAUUGAAGUUAAUACUGUAGAUCAAUACCAAGGAAAAGAUAAAGAUAUAAUACUAUAUUCAUGCACGAAAUCGAACAACCCCGAGCUACCCACACCCAGCGAAGGAACCACUCCAAACGAAUAUGAAAUACUCCAAGACAGCCGACGGCUCACGGUGGCAAUAACACGCGCCAAGAAAAAACUCAUCAUUAUCGGAGACAAUAAAAGUCUUGAAAAGUACACUCCAUUUAAAAAUCUUUUCCAAAGCAUUGCUCCUGCAGGUAAAAUUACUCUGCAAGACAGACUACACGGAUUUGAAUGGAGCGGAGUUUUUAAUACGUUAGACGCUUUACACGACUGCGAAACUUAAUAAAUGUUAACACCGUUAAGUUUUAA
This is a messenger RNA of Wyeomyia smithii (pitcher-plant mosquito), 7509 nucleotides long. RefSeq names its product DNA replication ATP-dependent helicase/nuclease DNA2 (gene Dna2). Bases 4361 to 7483 code for a protein of 1040 amino acids. The record is from RefSeq and is a predicted model, not a curated record. Gene Ontology annotation, molecular function: 5'-flap endonuclease activity; single-stranded DNA helicase activity. The transcript is spliced from 10 exons. Gene Ontology annotation, cellular component: cytoplasm. Gene Ontology annotation, biological process: replication fork reversal. Lineage: Eukaryota; Metazoa; Arthropoda; Insecta; Diptera; Culicidae.